UCAAUUUAUGUCUAAAAUCUUGAGUCAAGGCUAAGUUCGAGGGCGAUAUUGGAAUGGCUCAAUCAGAUUGUAUUUUCUUCGUGAUUUGAUUGAGCCGUGCCAAUAUUAACCUUUACUUGGUCCGCGUGUGUGUAUGUAUAUAUAUAUAUGGCUAUCGGGAAUGUAUACGCUAAAUUGGAAUGGUUUUGGGUUAGAAAGUGCACCUGUUUCAUCAGAUUCUGCAGGUUUAAUCCAUAAAUCCUCUGCAACCUACGAUGCUACAAGAACACGAAGCGCUCAAGUGUACAGAGGAAGGAUCUAUUGUGAGGGGCAACACAAAGGUUACUGUCAGGUUAAGAAAGAGUACACUGACUGAGGUAUUAAAAUUAGUGUUAUGUUGAUCACUGCUCAGCUUUGGCUUGUAGUGCAAGUGAUCUUCAGUUUGGCCUGCUCAGAGAAUGGUGCUUUGCAGUGAGGAGAUUGGUGGUUGAAGUGUUCCACAACUCAUUUGGGUUAGUUCGACUGUUUCCUCCACGGAAUGGUGAAGUUCACAGUUUUUCACUUUUCUGCCUUCUCAUCUACUCUUCUUUGUGAGCUUACAUGGGAGAAAAACUUACCGGCUCGAUAGCUGAAACCUUCGGUGUUUCUUCUCUUCGACACUUUGAGGAACAAGAAAGAUAAGUUCAGAUUGCAAGGAUAAGGAAGGAGUUGCAGCUGCAAUGAAGAAAAGGCCAUCACUCAAGUAUAUGAUGGAAAGCUCUUUAAAGACAGAGGUUCAACAACUUGAAAAAUGCCUUAAGGACCAGUUUGCGGUUCGCCGGGCACUUGAAAAGGCGCUGCGACGCAACAGUUCUUCUAUCGAUGAAUCGUCUAUUAGUUACAUCCCAAAACCAACCAAGGAACUAAUAAUGGAUAUUGCAAUGUUAGAGUUAGAGGUUGUGCAUUUGGAACGAUAUCUUCUAUCCCUCUACCGGAGAGCAUUUGAGGAGCAAGCACCUAAUGUACCAAUCCUUGCUGUAGAAGAUGAAAUUGGGCAACCACUAGUUCCACAAUCAGCACCAUUUACAGAAGUCGCUUCGCAUGAUCUCUCUUUUAGAGUAGCAGCAUCAGCAGCCCAAUCUGGUGACAUUAAACCACUGCGAAAUUCUUCAAACUAUUUACCAAGCGAAGCUUGUAGUGUUCGAGGUCAAGAGAAGAACAGUUGCAGAAUUCGCCGCAGCCAUUCGUCGAUAGUGCAACAUACAGUUUGUUCAGCUAAAGGGAUACCUUGUGCUAAAAAUCUACCACUGUCUUUCUUUGAUCACGAACAGAUCAUUAAUUCAGGGGUGACGAGCCUUGCAGAACAUCUUGGAACUACAAUUGCUCAUCACAUUCCUGAGACACCAAACAGACUGUCAGAAGACAUGGUUAGGUUAAUGUGUGCCAUAUACUGUAAACUUAAGGACCAUCAUGGCCGUCGCGGUAUCUCAUCUUCACCCACUUCAUCCUUCUCAUCAAGUUCAUCUUUCUCCCCCCGUUAUACUGGAGAAUCGAGGAGCCCUUGUCACAAGAGGGAUGCAAUGAUUGAUGCAUGGUUUGGCAAUUCUAGAUGCUCGGAAAGAUGGAAGGAGUUAAGUGGGCCGUACAACAUGAUGGUAGAAGUGUUUUCCUUUUGCAAGGCCAGUCGAAAGUGUAAUGAUAUUGAAGAAAUGCUACAGAAAUAUAAAUUGCUGGUCCAGAGAAUAGAAACAGUUGAUCUAAGACGUAUGAGCAAUGAGGAAAAGAUUGCAUUCUGGAUCAAUAUCCACAACUCAAUGAUGAUGCAUUUGUAUCUAGAGCAUGGGGUUCCAGGAAGUAACAUGAAAAAGGCUUCAUUGGUCACCAAGAAUAUGUAUAGUGUUGGUGGUCGAAUGGUAAACGCGGAUAUUAUACAAUGUUUCCUACUUGGAUGUCGUAUGCAUCCUCCUGAGCAGUGGCUGAGGACAUUACUCUCCUCAAGGGUAAAGAUCAAAGACAGUGAUGAAUGGAAAGCCUAUGCCAUUGAAAGUCCUGAACCUCUAAUUCGUUUCGCACUAUGCUCAGGAAGCCAUUCAGAUCCCGCGGUUCGAGUGUACAAUUCCAAGAGAUUGUUCCAACUGCUGCAGGCUGCAAAGGUGGAGUACAUCCAUGCAACAGUGACAAUUGGGAAAGGGCGCAAGCUCCUUGUGCCGAAGAUCUUGGAAUACUUCUGUAGGGACUCCAACUUAUCCACUCGAGAAUUAGUGGAGAUGAUCAAGUGCCAUUUUCCUGAAAACUUAAGGUUUAUGGUCAACGCGUGCCAAGGAAGCAGUUCUCAGAAGUUCAUCGAGUGGGUACCUCACAACUCCACUUUCCGAUACUUGUUGCCCAGGGACCUUGGAAAUCUCAAGUCUCAUUAAGGACAUAAAACAUGCAUUCAGGUGUAUAAAUCCUAUGUCAAAUGUUGCUUUCCAAUUAAUAAUAUUUUUUGUUUUUGUUCAUUUACUUUAAGAAGUACGUAUUUAAAAA
Molecule: messenger RNA, 2484 nt
Organism: Zingiber officinale
Lineage: Eukaryota; Viridiplantae; Streptophyta; Magnoliopsida; Zingiberales; Zingiberaceae
Exons: 12
Coding region: 699-2375 (558 amino acids)
Source: RefSeq, a predicted model, not a curated record